GUUCCGCUUUGACGAUGUUCCUAAGGCUGCUUGCAGCAUUCUCGACACUACUGCCUCUCGCGCUUGGCGCGUCACGCAUUGAUCGUCAUGCCAUGGUCUCGCGAUAUAACCCAACACGCAACGCAUCAAGCUCGACCACACCCAUGCAGGUCGGCAACGGUCACUUCGCCUUCGGCUCGGAUGUGACCGGGCUCCAAACCUUCCUUCCCUUCGCCAUUAUGUCGGACUGGGCCUGGAAGAAUGACAGUCUUCCGCCCGGCAAGACGUGGGCGGACAUCUACAAUUACCGCGGUGUGGAAUGGGACUUCCACGGCCGACUCGUGCAAUACGAGUUCGACGGCGAGCCCUUGGUCCAACAGUGGCUCAUCUCGAACCCGAACCGGGUGAACUUAGGUCGCGUCGGUUUGCUCUUCCUCGAUGACGACGGGAGGGCCCUGAACGUAACAGAAAGCGAUCUUGAGAACGUCAAACAAGAGCUCGAUCUUUGGACCGGGACCAUGUCAAGCCAGUUCGUCUUCGGCGGCCAACUGGUGGCCGUGACCACCGUCUCUGCGCAGGCCAGCAGCACUGUCGGUAUUAACAUUGAAUCUUCGCCGUUGCAAGCUGGGAAGCUCGGCGUGUACCUAGACUUCCCAUGGAACGACGGCUCAUCCAAAUUCUCGGCCCCAUUCGUCGGCGUCUUCAACAUGACCAGUAACCAUACAACUACGCUUCGGGUGGGUGACAAGCUUCCUAAUGGUGUCCAGGCGCAAAUUAGCCACACGCUCGUAAACUCGACUUUCGUUACCUCUGUUGGCGGUGAUCACUUCACUAUCUCUCGCGAUACUCCCGCCGCGCACCGGUACUCCAUCCAUCCUGCCAAUGCUUCGAACUCCUUUUCCCUAUCUGUAUCCUACUCCCUGCCCAAUGACACAUCGAAGGCAGUUGUCUCGUAUAAGUCUAUAGGUGAAGAGUCGGUCCAGACGUGGGAACAGUUCUGGUCGGAAAGUGGAUUCGUCGACGUCUACACGGGCUCUUCCGACCCUAGGGCAGACGAGUUGCAAAGACGUAUCAUCUUAUCUCGCUACCUCAUGCGAGUCAAUGCAGCUGGCGACGCUUCUCCGCAAGAAUCGGGGCUAGUCAAUGACGGAUGGUAUGGGAAAUUCCACAUGGAGGAGGUCUUCUGGCACCUCGGGCACUGGGCACCGUGGAACAACUGGGAUCUCCUCAACCGGACCUUGGGCAUGUACCAUCGAUUUCUGGAGACGUCCAUUCAGCGGGCUCAGGUGCAGCAGGGCUUCAGCAUGGGCGCGCGGUGGUCGAAAAUGACCGACCCUUCCGGUCGAUCUGCACCCGGCGAGAUCAACGAAUUGCUUAUCUGGCAACAGCCUCACCCGCUCGUGUUCGCCGAGUACGAGUACCGGAUGACCAAGUCCCAGUCGACUCUCGAGAAGUGGCAGAAUGUCAUCAACGAGACUGCGAACUGGAUGACUGCGUUCGCAUGGUUGAACGAGAGCACGGGUCGGUAUGAUCUUGGUCCGCCGAUGUAUGUCGUUGCGGAAGAUACCAGUCCCAACGUGACCCGUAACCCAGCAUUCGAACUUGCAUACUGGAAGUACGGCUUGGGUCUUGCGGAGACGUGGAUGCAGCGACUAGGGUUCGCGGUACCCAGUGCCUGGGAACACGUCAAAGAGAACCUUGCUCCUCUUCCGAUAGAAGACGGGCUUUAUGCCGUAUACGAAGGAAUCGAAUCCAACUUCUGGACAGACCCGACGUACAUCAACGACCACCCCGCCCUUGUCGGUCUGCACGGCUGGCUACCGCCCAUCGAUGGCGUCAACCUUACAAUUGCAAAGCUGACCGCGGAUAAGGUGUACACUACCUGGAACAUCAGCAACUGCUGGGGAUGGGACUUUCCUAUGCUCGCCAUGUCGGCCGCACGCAACGGGGAGACAGAGCAAGCGAUGGAAUGGCUGCUUCAUCCGCUGUAUCAGUUUGAUGAUGUCGGCAUGCCCGUCGGCGGUGUGCGAGUGACUACGCCAUACUUCCCUAGCUCUGGUAGUUUGCUGUACGCUAUAGCGAUGAUGGCUGAAGGGUGGGAUGGCAGCACGGCACAGGCACCUGGUUUCCCUAAAACAGGGUGGAAUGUAAGAGCGGAGGGGAUAAGCAAGACGUUGUGACAUAGAAGCAGUUAACAUGCCUUAUGGAGUGUAUGAGUACAAGACGGCGACGGGGGCAGCGCCACAGGCUCUCUUGGGCCGUGCGCGCUACGCUCCUGCCACAAUAUGCUUGUCCGAACAGUC
Molecule: messenger RNA, 2282 nt
Organism: Phanerochaete carnosa HHB-10118-sp
Lineage: Eukaryota; Fungi; Basidiomycota; Agaricomycetes; Polyporales; Phanerochaetaceae
Exons: 6
Coding region: 15-2159 (714 amino acids)
Biological process (GO): carbohydrate metabolic process
Source: RefSeq, a predicted model, not a curated record